This is a messenger RNA of Labeo rohita (rohu), 1884 nucleotides long. It is a transcript of the gene ero1b, whose product is annotated as endoplasmic reticulum oxidoreductase 1 beta. The transcript is spliced from 16 exons. Lineage: Eukaryota; Metazoa; Chordata; Actinopteri; Cypriniformes; Cyprinidae. Gene Ontology annotation, biological process: protein folding in endoplasmic reticulum. Gene Ontology annotation, molecular function: protein-disulfide reductase activity; thiol oxidase activity; FAD binding. Bases 258 to 1727 code for a protein of 489 amino acids. The record is from RefSeq and is a predicted model, not a curated record. Gene Ontology annotation, cellular component: endoplasmic reticulum; endoplasmic reticulum membrane.
ACACGCCCCCUGGAUCUGUGUAGCCUUUUCCGGUGUCGUUGUUUGGCUGCUGAAAUUUCCACAAUUUGAGCAUUUUUAGCGUUUUUAUUCCCCGACAGCAAACGCGACAUCGCUCAUCCUUAUUAUGUCUGUGUAGCGUGUCAUUAUCAUUUAUAACAUUAAUGAGGGACUCUUGUUGUUUCCUCUGAACGCGAAGUUUGAGUGGUUUCAUCAUCUGUGUAUGUUUUGGGCUUUUGGAAACCGGUUUUGUGUGAGCUAUGUUAAACGAAACACGAACCCGUGGACUGCUAAUUGUAUUCUUGGGCUUAUUCUGCGCUAAUUUCAGCUGGGGAUGGUUUCAAAACAACGCCAAAAGCAAAACCCCACAGAAAGAGCCUGUUUACGCCGAGACGACAGACGGCCAAGACCAAAGCUGCUUAUGUCAUUUAACAGGUGUCUUGGACGACUGUUUCUGUGACAUCGAGAGCAUUGACGUCUUCAACAACUUUAAAAUCUAUCCUCACAUUCGCAAGCUCAUAGAGAGAGACUUCUUCCGAUACUACAAGGUGAAUCUGAAGCGUCCGUGUCCGUUCUGGCCUGAUGAUGGCCAUUGCUCGAUCAAAGACUGUCACGUAGAGCCGUGCCCAGAGAGUAAAGUUCCUGUAGGAAUUAAAUCUGGCAACUAUAACAAGUAUUCUCAGGCGGCGAACAGCGUCAGUGAUAUGAGAGAGUGUGAACAGGCUCAUGAACUGGGCGCCGUGAACAGCACACUGAGUAAUCAGAGUAAAGAGGCGUUUGCGGACUGGGCUCAUCACGACGACGCUCAGGAUCAUUUCUGCGGGUUAGACGAUGAAAUGUCUCCUGAUGCCGAAUACGUGGAUCUGCUGCUGAACCCGGAGCGAUACACCGGAUAUAAAGGCCCGUCGGCCUGGAGAGUUUGGAACAGCAUUUAUGAGGAAAACUGCUUCAAGCCAAGAUCAGUGUAUCGUCCUCUCAACCCUUUGGCUCCCAGUCGUGGUGAUGAUGAUGGUGAAGGGUUUUACAAAUGGCUGGAAGGUUUGUGUUUGGAGAAGCGUGUUUUCUAUCGUCUGAUCUCCGGCCUCCACAGCAGCAUCAACAUCCACCUGUGUGCCGAAUACCUGCUGGACGAGGGCUGGGGGAAGCCGGUUUGGGGUCCAAACGUGCACGAGUUCAAACAGCGUUUCGACCCGGCCGAGACGAAAGGCGAGGGCACGCGGCGGCUGAAGAACCUGUACUUCCUGUACCUGAUCGAGCUGCGAGCGCUUUCUAAAGUGGCUCCGUACUUCGAGCGCACCUUCAUCAACCUGUACACUGGAAACACUCAGGAAGACUCCACUACCAAAGAACUGCUGCUGCAGAUCCUCAACGAGACCAAAGCGUUCCCCAUGCACUUUGACGAGAGCUCCAUGUUUGCGGGCCAUAAAAUAGAGUCCAAGACACUAAAGGAGGAGUUCAGGCUUCAUUUUAAGAACAUCUCUCGUAUCAUGGACUGCGUCGGCUGCAGUAAAUGUCGCCUCUGGGGAACAUUACAGACUCAGGGUCUGGGAACGGCCCUCAGGAUCCUGUUCUCUGAGAAAGAGAUCAAGAACCUUCCAGAAAACAGUCCGUCCAAAGGCUUCCAGCUCACGCGACAGGAGAUCGUGGCUCUGCUCAACGGAUUCGCCAGAUUGUCCACGAGUAUAAAAGAGCUGCACAACUUCCGGACGCUCCUGAAGGAUCAUAGGUAACAGAGCUCCAGUCCAGCAGGUGGCAGCAGCCGACGGACUCUGCACUGGUCUUUUUUCCACCCAGAAUAAGGCCUGUCUCAGGGACUGCGGGAUCGGAUCCGGCAGAACCCUUCCUGUAGAUCACAUGUCAAACCUCCUGCUUUAAGAGUCACUAAAA